ACGAACUUUUCAUAUCAGACAGGGAAAUUUUCUUUCCUCUGAAAUACAGUUCGGUAAAAAAGAAUUAAAAAAAGGUUCCCUAGUUAAAGGAGAAGUAAGGUGGUUGUUUAUUAAAAUGUUCCAAAGAGUAAAACUAAAGCUGGGCACUUCAGUAUUAUUACUAGCUCUUCUCGCUGCGUUGCUUCAAGAAGGAAUACAAACAGUCAGUGCAUUUGGGUAUACUUUGGAAAAGACAUUUGAAACAGAAGUCGAUAGCCUUGUACAACUUGAAAAUCAACGAUCUUUAAGAAGCCUGGAGGAUGCGUCAUCGCCACUAAAACCGGAACAGGCAUCAUCCCUGGCACCAGAUUCAGGAGUAAACAAGGCUUUUUUGCUGGAAGCCAUUGACAGUAUCCUGCGGAAACGUGGCUAUUCGGCUAAUACCGACCAUUGCUUCAGAUAUCUAGUGCAACUACACCAGAACUGUGACGAUAACAACUCUAUUUACACUAAAAGAGGCUGUGUAACCGAGUGUAUACCAAGACUAACAGGAGGUCUUUGUUACAAACUAUGGGAGCCGGAGGAAUUUGGAGAAGUCAAUGUUAAAACUGAAAAGCGCUGGUAUUUCAAAUCUGAUACUCGCUCGUGCUUACAGUUUGAUUACGGAGGUUGUCUCGGAAACGAAAAUAGAUAUGCCACUCUGAAAGACUGUCUAGCGGAGAACAACUUAAAAGGAUCUAUCUUCGGCGAUGAAGCCAUUGGUGGCUUCAAAUUUACAGAACCGAUAAAGGGGGCGAUAAAGAGUUAUGCAACUUGCUCAGUCUUUGGAAACGCAUACUUCAACACCUUUGAUAACGUGACGUAUGCCUUUCACGGCAAAUGCGAUUACACCCUGGUUCAAUUGGAGAAUAAUCCCGACUAUUUGAAAGUAGUCUUAAAAAAUGAUUUUGGAUGCGACCCCACGUUAGCGUGUCAGAAGUCCGUGCUUCUUUUCGCUCAUGGCGUCAGCGUUGAACUUGGACCUAAGAAAGGUGGAAAGUUUGAUGUCAAAGUUGGAGGCUCUCCAGUCUCAUUUCCGUACAGAGAUCCGACUGAAGCAGUACACAUUCAAGCUCAAUUUCCAUUCAAAGGUGCAGAGCAUCAUAUCCUUGUAACCACAAAAGAUAGGGUCACAGUCAUAUGGGACGGAGAAAGGUCAGUAGACAUCCGCCUGCCAGAGGCAGUCAGGUCAAAGUGGGACAUGUCUGGGCUGUGUGGAAGUUUCAAUGACGACGACUCUGACGAUCUGAAAUCCAAUACAAAAAAGUUAAUGAAAAAGGUGUACGACUUCGCUAAUAGUUUCAUAUACUCCCCUGGCAACACCCUGUGUAAGUCAGAUGAAAUUACGAUAGGGGACACCUGUGAUGAAAACGAGUCUGAGGCGGGGAAGUUGUGCUCAAUUCUGGACACUAAAGACUUCGAGGCCUGCCAUAGCGUGGUGGAUCCUGAAAUCUUCAAAAAAAUGUGCAUAUUAGACGUCUGCGCUACUGCCGUCAAAGCACCUCUCUUAGUCGAUGAGACAAGAUGUGCGAUGUUGUCCCUCUACAGUCGACAGUGCAGUUGGAAUAACACAGAAUUGACCUGGAGAUCAGAGAACCUCUGUCAAAAAACCUGUCCAGCAACUAUGGAGUACAGCGAAUGUGCCAGUGGAUGUCCUAGAACAUGCAAAAAUGUGGACAUACUAAAAUGCUCCGCUAAAUGCCUGCCAGGUUGCACUUGUCCCGCUGAGAUGUGGCACGACGGAGAGAAGUGCGUGAAGCAGUCUCAAUGCUCCUGUUACCACGAUAACACACGUUAUGAACACGGAGACUUUCGUUACGAAGAUUGCGAAGCCUGCAAGUGCGAAGGAGGAAAGUGGACUUGUUUUUCCAUUCCUUGUAGAGGUGAAUGUACCAUUCUGGGAAGUACCAAUAUCAAGACGUUUGAUGGCCAAAGGUACAGGGUUUUCCCAAUGGAUUGUGAGUUUCAUUUGCUGCGACACUGUCACAACGAACAAUCUGAAUUUGAUAUCAGAAUAAAAAACACUGAUUGCGAGGAAACCAUCGUGCGUCCGUUCUGCAAUAGUCAAGACAUAGAUGUUAUUUUUGGUGAAAAUAAAACAGCUAUAAAAAUUGUCAGGAAACUCAAAUCAGAUCCCCAAAUCUUUGUAACCCACGGUUCCUUGGAUGAAGAUAUGUCCGUGGAAAACGUUGGUGGAAAGAGUGUAGUGUUGUCCACUCGCUAUUUUCAAAUGACCGCAACCGAUCAAAACCUUUUUUUAUCCGUGUCUCCUGAUCUACAAAAUCAGACAUGUGGUCUGUGCGGUACAUUCAACGGAAACGGCAACGAUGAUUUCCGCAAACCCGACAAGGGGGAAGCCGCCACACCGAACGAGUUCUUAAAGAAAUGGUUGAACUUCUACGAUGAAAAUUCAGAUAAAUGCAUGGAAAAUCAACUGGGAGACGACCCUGCCCUCGCUAGUCCCACACAGUUGGAUUAUUGCAGACGGAAUUAUGAGCUUGAACCUGCAGCCGAAAAGCACGCCUCUAUUCUAAUUAACGGAGACAGUCCGUUUCAAGCUUGCUGGUCAGAGGUGCCAAAAGAAGUUUUUUACGAAAAUGCCGUAGAAGCUUAUUGUAGGCACUCUGUUAGUCUAUGCGACGUCAUAGCCGGAUACGCCAAAGCUUGCGGAGAUAAAGGUGUUGUGGUGCUCAAAUGGAGGCAACGAAGAGAGGUCAUAGAUCUAUGUCAAGAGCCGAGUUGUCCAAGUGGUCAAGAGUUCAGAUACUGUGAUGCAACUUGCCCGCAGACAUGUGGGGAUCUUAAAAACAAACAAGCUUGCCAGAAUCGUGGAUGCAUAGAAGGUUGCUUUUGUAAAAAGAACGGCACGGUUCUGAGGGGAAACGAGUGUAUUGAAGAAGAUGAAUGUGCGGAACAUCCGGUUGAGUGUGAAGCCGAGGAUCAGGUGUACAAUUCAUUUGGACGUACUUGUUUGGGUUUGGAAUAUGGCGUUCCGGUGGAUAACAAACCUGGAUGCCACUGCAAGGAUGGUCUUUACUGGAAUGAAUACAAAAAGAAGUGCGUCCAGAAGGACCAAUGUGGAUGCAUCCACGAAAAUGAAUAUUACGAAAAAGGCGAACCUUCACCAUUGGAAUGUUCAACCAAAUGUUCUGGCGCACGAACAUGGAUUCCUCAGCCUGGUGUUGAUCCACUACCUGAAUACGAAUGCGCUGCGUUCGGUCAGGAGCAUUACCGAACAUUUGACGGCAGAUGGAUCAGAUUUAGUAGCCUCGAACUCUGCGAAUACCAACUCAUGCUGAUAAAGGGCACCAAAAAUACGGUCAGCGUUGCAAACGAGCCAUGCGUGGACUCACUAGAGCUGCAAAUGUGUAAGAAAGUAGUGAUUGAAACAGGAGAAGGAUCAAUCGAACUCUUUCAGAGGACUAUAAAAAUCGAAACCGAAGACUCGUCUACACAAUAUGUACCUGGGACCUACCCUGAACCAUGCACCAGAAGUGUGUUAGACAAUGCAGAGAUUUUCAGCAUGGGAUUAUUUAUCAUCGUGCGGGUGUUCAACCCGAACGAGCCUUUCAAACCCUUGUUUGAGGUGAAAUUCGACAAAGGUAACCGAGUCUACAUUACCCCCAAUUCCAAGUUUAAAAAUCAAGAUAAACUCGUUGGAAUUUGCGGUAACUUUAACGGAAAGGAUGGGGAUGACGUUAUGUUACGGAAUUACGAACCCGCGAAGACCCCUAAAGAAUUUGGUGAUAGUUGGAGGAGUAGCGCUGACCCUGUAUGCGAAAAUAGUGUAAGCACCGAUUAUUGGCAAGUGUGUGUAAAUAACACUGACCGAUUGAGUUGGGCAGUAAAAGGAUGUGGAAUGCUCAUGUCGGACAAGAACUUUUCCGCCUGUCACGCGGUUGUUCCACCACAGGCAUAUUAUGACGCCUGUAUUCACGAAACAUGUUUGUGCAACAAAGGAGGCGACUGUGCAUGCUACUGUGCGGCUAUUGCCACCUAUGUAAGAGCUUGUAAUCAGCAUGGAAUCUCAAUCACGUGGCGUCGAGAAGGAUUUUGUGAGCUUCCUUGUUGCCGACCCUGUGCAAACAGUGGUGGAUAUGAAGCAAACAUUACCAUUCCUUCUGCUUGCGAAAUAAAUGACGAAUGUCCUGUAGCGAACGAAAGAUGCUGUCGUGGAACAAGAGUUGAGGGUUGUUCAUGUCCUAAUGGGACAUACUUCAAUGGAAAGAAAUGCGUUGAGCAGAAGGGUGAUUGCGACCGGCCUUGUACGUCCACCAGUAGUUCAUCUAUGUCAAGUACAAGCGUAUCUACGUCGAGUUCAAUUUCCACUUCGUCAUCAAUAUCAUUAAGUUCAAUCUCCACUUCGUCUUCAAUAUCAUCAAGUGUGUCCACUUCAAGUUCGAUUUCGACAUCUUCAUCAGCAUCCUCAUCCUCGUCUUUAUCAACUUCUUCAAGUGCAUCAACUUCAAGUUCUGUUUCCACGUCCUCUUCAGUGUCAACGUCUUCAAGCAGCCCACAAAGCUCUACAUACUCCACAUCAUCACUUUCCACCAGUGCGUCUUCUACAACUGUCUCCACCUCACUGUCAUCAGGAAGUACAAGCAUUUCUUCGUCAAGCCUAUCGUCAUCAAGUGUCUCCUCAUCAUCACCGUCGUCAUCAAGUACUUCAAUAUCGUCAUCAGUGUCGACAUCUUCGAGUGUAUCAACCUCGUCGUCAGUGUCGACAUCUUCGAGUGUAUCAACCUCGUCGUCAGUGUCGACAUCUUCGAGUUUAUCAACCUCGUCGUCAGUGUCGACAUCUUCGAGUGUAUCAACCUCGUCGUCAGUGUCGACAUCUUCGAGUGUAUCAACCUCGUCGUCAGUGUCGACAUCUUCGAGUGUAUCAACCUCGUCAAGUGUAUCCACCUCAAGUUCUCUCUCUACCCAGAAAUCUCAGACAGAAUCAAAGGUGUCAACGAGGUUUCCCUCAACGUACACUUUUUCGAAAUCCUCCGAAACAGUUUUCUCAUUGUAUUCCAGUUCUUCGGGAAUCUCAACAAGCACUUCAACAUCGUCAUCGGUGUCGACAUCAUCUAGUGCUUCAACUUCGUCGUCACUUUCUUCCUCGAGCUUUUCAACAUCGUCAUCAGUAUCAACAUCAUCUAGUGCUUCAACUUCGUCGUCACUUUCUUCCUCGAGCUUUUCAACAUCUUCAUCAGUAUCCACAUCAUCAAGUGCUUCAACUUCGUCGUCACUUUCUUCCUCAAGCGCUUCAUCAUCGUCGUCAGUGUCGACAUCAUCUAGUGCUUCAACUUCGUCGUCACUUUCUUCCUCGAGCUUUUCAACAUCUUCAUCAGUAUCCACAUCAUCAAGUGCUUCAACUUCAUCGUCACUUUCUUCCUCGAGCGCUUCCACUUCGUCGUCCCUUUCUUCCUCGAGCUUUUCAACAUCGUCAUCAGCGUCAACAUCAUCAAGUGCUUCAACUUCGUCGUCACUUUCCUCCUCAAGCUUUUCAACAUCGUCAUCAGUGUCGACAUCAUCAAGUGCUUCAACUUCGUCGUCACUAUCUUCCUCAAGUGCUUCUACCUCGUCGUCAGUGUCGACAUCAUCUAGUGCUUCAACUUCGUCGUCACUUUCCUCCUCAAGCUCUUCAACAUCGUCAUCACUGUCGACAUCAUCAAGUGCUUCAACUUCGUCGUCACUUUCUUCCUCAAGCUUUUCAACGUCGUCGUCAGUGUCGACAUCAUCAAGUGUUUCAACCUCGUCGUCAGUGUCAACGUCAUCGAGUGUUUCAACAUCUUCGUCAAUAUCAACGUCAUCAAGUAUCUCAACAUCAUCAUCGGCAUCAACUUCAUCCAGUGCUUCGACAUCUUCAUCAGCGUCAACGUCGUCGAGUGUGUCCACGCCAACCACAAUAAGUGAGACUUAUACAUCAUCCUCGAGUGUGUCAACCUCCUCAAGUGUGUCAACAUCAAGUUCAGCAUCAACGUCAUCAAGUGUGUCGACCUCGUCAAGCGCGUCAACGUCUAGUUCUUUGUCAUCAUCGGCGUCAACGUCCUCGAGUAUUUCAACACCAACCACGACCAGUGUCUCUACAUCAAGUUCUGUGUCGACGUCAUCAAGCAUUUCCACAUCAUCGUCUGCGUCAACAUCAUCAAGUGCUUCAACCUCGUCGUCAUUGUCGACAUCAUCAAGUGUUUCAACUUCAUCGUCAUUGUCAACAUCAUCAAGUGCUUCAACAUCGUCGUCAUUGUCGACAUCAUCAAGUACUUCAUCAUCGUCGUCAGUGUCGACAUCAUCAAGUGUUUUGACAUCUUCGUCAAUAUCAACGUCAUCAAGUAUCUCAACAUCAUCAUCGGCAUCAACUUCAUCCAGUGCUUCGACAUCUUCAUCAGCGUCAACGUCGUCGAGUGUGUCCACGCCAACCAUAAUAAGUGAGACUUAUACAUCAUCCUCGAGUGUGUCAACCUCCUCAAGCGUGUCAACAUCAAGUUCAGCAUCGACAUCAUCAAGUGUGUCGACGUCGUCAAGCGCGUCAACGUCUAGUUCUUUGUCAUCAUCGGCGUCAACGUCCUCGAGUAUUUCAACACCAACCACGACCAGUAGUGUCUCUACAUCAAGUUCUGUGUCGACGUCAUCAAGCAUUUCCACAUCAUCGUCUGCGUCAACAUCAUCAAGUGCUUCAACCUCGUCGUCAUUGUCGACAUCAUCAAGUGUUUCAACUUCAUCGUCAUUGUCAACAUCAUCAAGUGCUUCAACAUCGUCGUCAUUGUCGACAUCAUCAAGUACUUCAUCAUCGUCGUCAGUGUCGACAUCAUCAAGUGUUUCGACAUCUUCGUCAAUAUCAACGUCAUCAAGUAUCUCAACAUCAUCAUCGGCAUCAACUUCAUCCAGUGCUUCGACAUCUUCAUCAGCGUCAACGUCGUCGAGUGUGUCCACGCCAACCAUAAUAAGUGAGACUUAUACAUCAUCCUCGAGUGUGUCAACCUCCUCAAGCGUGUCAACAUCAAGUUCAGCAUCGACAUCAUCAAGUGUGUCGACGUCGUCAAGCGCCUCAACGUCUAGUUCUUUGUCAUCAUCGGCGUCAACGUCCUCGAGUAUUUCAACACCAACCACGACCAGUGUCUCUACAUCAAGUUCUGUGUCGACGUCAUCAAGCAUUUCCACAUCAUCGUCUGCGUCAACAUCAUCAAGUGCUUCAACCUCGUCGUCAUUGUCGACAUCAUCAAGUGUUUCAACAUCAUCGUCAUUGUCAACAUCAUCAAGUGCUUCAACAUCGUCGUCAUUGUCGACAUCAUCAAGUACUUCAUCAUCGUCGUCAGUGUCGACAUCAUCAAGUGUUUCGACAUCUUCGUCAAUAUCAACGUCAUCAAGUAUCUCAACAUCAUCAUCGGCAUCAACUUCAUCCAGUGCUUCGACAUCUUCAUCAGCGUCAACGUCGUCGAGUGUGUCAACGCCAACCACAAUAAGUGAGACUUAUACAUCAUCCUCGAGUGUGUCAACCUCCUCAAGCGUGUCAACAUCAAGUUCAGCAUCGACAUCAUCAAGUGUGUCGACGUCGUCAAGCGCAUCAACGUCUAGUUCUUUGUCAUCAUCGGCGUCAACGUCCUCGAGUAUUUCAACACCAACCACGACCAGUGUCUCUACAUCAAGUUCUGUGUCGACGUCAUCAAGCAUUUCCACAUCAUCGUCUGCGUCAACAUCAUCAAGUGCUUCAACCUCGUCGUCAUUGUCGACAUCAUCAAGUGUUUCAACAUCAUCGUCAUUGUCAACAUCAUCAAGUGCUUCAACAUCGUCGUCAUUGUCGACAUCAUCAAGUACUUCAUCAUCGUCGUCAGUGUCGACAUCAUCAAGUGUUUCGACAUCUUCGUCAAUAUCAACGUCAUCAAGUAUCUCAACAUCAUCAUCGGCAUCAACUUCAUCCAGUGCUUCGACAUCUUCAUCAGCGUCAACGUCGUCGAGUGUGUCCACGCCAACCACAAUAAGUGAGACUUAUACAUCAUCCUCGAGUGUGUCAACCUCCUCAAGCGUGUCAACAUCAAGUUCAGCAUCGACAUCAUCAAGUGUGUCGACGUCGUCAAGCGCGUCAACGUCUAGUUCUUUGUCAUCAUCGGCGUCAACGUCCUCGAGUAUUUCAACACCAACCACGACCAGUAGUGUCUCUACAUCAAGUUCUGUGUCGACGUCAUCAAGCAUUUCCACAUCAUCGUCUGCGUCAACAUCAUCAAGUGCUUCAACCUCGUCGUCAUUGUCGACAUCAUCAAGUGUUUCAACAUCAUCGUCAUUGUCAACAUCAUCAAGUGCUUCAACAUCGUCGUCAUUGUCGACAUCAUCAAGUACUUCAUCAUCGUCGUCAGUGUCGACAUCAUCAAGUGUUUCGACAUCUUCGUCAAUAUCAACGUCAUCAAGUAUCUCAACAUCAUCAUCGGCAUCAACUUCAUCCAGUGCUUCGACAUCUUCAUCAGCGUCAACGUCGUCGAGUGUGUCAACGCCAACCACAAUAAGUGAGACUUAUACAUCAUCCUCGAGUGUGUCAACCUCCUCAAGCGUGUCAACAUCAAGUUCAGCAUCGACAUCAUCAAGUGUGUCGACGUCGUCAAGCGUGUCAACGUCCAGUUCUUUGUCAUCAUCGGCGUCAACGUCCUCGAGUAUUUCAACACCAACCACGACCAGUGUCUCUACAUCAAGUUCUGUGUCGACGUCAUCAAGCAUUUCGACAUCAUCGUCUGUGUCAACAUCAUCAAGUGCUUCAACCUCGUCAUCAGUGUCGACAUCGUCAAGUGCUUCAACAUCGUCGUCUGCAUCAACAUCAUCAAGUGCUUCAACAUCGUCGUCAGCAUCAACAUCAUCAAUUGCUUCAUCAUCGUCGUCAGUGUCGACAUCAUCAAGCGCUUCAACUUCCUCUUCGGUAUCGACAUCAUCUAGUGCUUCAACCUCGUCAUCAGUGUCGACAUCGUCAAGUGCUUCAACAUCGUCAUCAAUUUCCACGUCAUCGAGCAUUUCGACAUCAUCAUCGGCAUCAACAUCAAAAUCUUCAAGUGCAUCAACGUCUUCGUCAGUGUCCACAUCAUCUUCUGUUUCGACGCCAACUACAACCAGUGUGUCAACAUCAAGUUCUGCGUCAUCUUCGUCAAGUGUGUCAACCUCAUCAAGUUUCUCUACAACAAGUUCCGUAUCCACAUCAUCGUCAAUUUCAACAUCAUCUAGUGCAUCUACUUCUUCAAGUGUCUCUACAUCAAGUUCUGCGUCAACGUCAUCAAGUGCCUCAUCUUCGUCAUCCAUAUCGACAUCAUCAAGUAUUUCAACAUCGUCGUCAAUUUCUACAUCAUCAAGUAUUUCAACGUCAUCGUCCGCAUCAACAUCAUCAAGCGCUUCAACAUCAUCGUCAGUGUCAACAUCAUCAUCUGUUUCGACACCAACUACGACGAGUGCGUCUACUUCAAGUUCUUCAAGCGUGUCAACUUCCUCAAGUGUGUCAACAACAAGUUCAGCAUCAACAUCGUCGAGUGUGUCAACCUCGUCAAGUGUGUCAACAUCUAGUUCUGUUUCAACAUCGUCCUCCGUGUCAACAAGCGCCUCAACAUCAUCAUCAGUGUCGACAUCAUCGAGCGCCUCAACCUCAUCAUCAGCAUCGACAUCGUCAAGUGCCUCAACUUCGUCGUCAGUAUCGACAUCAUCAAGUAUUUCAACAUCGUCGUCAAUUUCGACGUCAUCGAGCAUUUCGACAUCGUCAUCGGCAUCAACAUCAUCAAGCGCUUCGACAUCAUCGUCAGUGUCGACUUCGUCAUCUGUUUCCACGCCAACUACAACGAGUGUGUCUACUUCAAGUUCAUCAAGUGUGUCCACCUCCUCAAGUGCGUCGACGUCAAGCUCUGCGUCAACCUCUUCAAGUGUGUCAACCUCAUCAAGCGCUUCAACAUCUAGUUCUACGUCAACAUCAUCAUCGGCGUCGACAUCGUCCAGUGUUUCAACACCAACUACAACAAGUGUCUCUACAUCGACUUCUGCGUCUACGUCAUCGUCAAUUUCAACAUCGUCUAGUGCAUCCACUUCUUCAAGCGUCUCGACGUCAAGUUCGGCGUCAACUUCAUCUAGUGCUUCGACAUCGUCGUCAGUUUCAACAUCGUCGAGCGCUUCAACAUCGUCUUCGGCAUCGACGUCGUCGAGUGCUUCAACAUCAUCGUCGGCAUCGACAUCGUCGAGUGCUUCAACAUCAUCAAGUGCUUCAACAUCGUCUUCGGCAUCGACGUCAUCGACUGCUUCAACAUCGUCGUCAGCAUCGACAUCGUCGAGUGCUUCAACAUCGUCGUCAGUGUCUACAUCAUCAAGCGCUUCAACUUCGUCGUCAGUAUCGACAUCAUCAAGUGUUUCAACAUCGUCGUCAAUUUCGACGUCAUCGAGCAUUUCGACAUCGUCAUCGGCAUCAACAUCAUCAAGCGCUUCGACAUCAUCGUCAGUGUCGACAUCGUCAUCUGUUUCCACGCCAACUACAACGAGUGUGUCUACUUCAAGUUCAUCAAGUGUGUCCACCUCCUCAAGUGCGUCGACGUCAAGCUCUGCGUCAACCUCUUCAAGUGUGUCAACCUCAUCAAGCGCUUCAACAUCUAGUUCUGCGUCAACAUCAUCUUCGACGUCAUCCAGUGUUUCAACACCAACUACAACGAGUGUCUCUACAUCGACUUCUGCGUCUACGUCAUCGUCAAUUUCAACAUCGUCUAGUGCAUCCACUUCUUCAAGUGUCUCGACGUCAAGUUCGGCGUCAACAUCAUCUAGUGCUUCGACAUCGUCGUCAGUUUCAACAUCGUCGAGUGCUUCAACAUCAUCAAGUGCUUCAACAUCGUCUUCGGCAUCGACGUCGUCAAGUGCUUCAACAUCGUCGUCAGCAUCGACAUCGUCGAGUGCUUCAACAUCAUCAAGUGCUUCAACAUCGUCGUCAGUGUCAACAUCAUCAAGUGCUUCGACAUCGUCUUCGGCAUCGACGUCGUCGAGUGCUUCAACAACGUCGUCGGCAUCGACAUCGUCGAGUGCUUCAACAUCAUCAAGUGCUUCAACAUCGUCAUCAGCAUCUACAUCGUCAAGUGCUUCAACAUCAUCGAGUGCUUCAACAUCGUCGUCAGUCUCGACAUCAUCAAGUGUCUCAACAUCCUCGUCAAUUUCGACCUCAUCAAGCAUUUCGACAUCAUCUUCGGCAUCGACUUCAUCAAGAACUUCAACAUCGUCAUCGGUGUCGACCUCAUCUUCUGUUUCGACACCAACUACAACAAGCGUGUCGACCUCAAGUUCUGCGUCAACUUCGUCAAGUGUGUCAACAUCGUCAAGUGCGUCAACUUCAAGUUCUGUGUCCACGUCAUCAUCGGCAUCGACAUCAUCAAGUGUUUCAACACCAACCACGACGAGCGCGUCAACUUCAAGUUCUGUGUCUACGUCAUCAUCAGCAUCAACAUCGUCAAGUGCCUCAACAUCGUCGUCAUUAUCGACAUCAUCAAGUGCUUCAACGUCGUCGUCAGUAUCAACAUCAUCAAGUGCUUCAACAUCAUCGUCAGUGUCAACUUCAUCAAGUGUCUCUACGUCGUCGUCAAUUUCGACUUCAUCAAGUAUUUCGACAUCGUCGUCUGCAUCAACUUCAUCGAGCGCUUCAACAUCAUCAUCAGUGUCGACAUCAUCUUCUGUUUCAACACCAACUACGACAAGUGUGUCUUCUUCAAGUUCAUCAAGUGUGUCAACUUCUUCAAGUGUGUCGACAUCAAGUUCUUCAUCAACCUCAUCUAGUGUGUCAACAUUGUCGAGGUAUUAA
This is a messenger RNA of Pocillopora verrucosa, 11791 nucleotides long. The record is from RefSeq and is a predicted model, not a curated record. Lineage: Eukaryota; Metazoa; Cnidaria; Anthozoa; Scleractinia; Pocilloporidae.